AGAGAGAAACACUUUGCUUGGGUAAUCCAAGGAGAGAGAGAACGAGGGAUGUGGUUUAAGUAUCGAAGAAGGCAGCAAAGCUCAGAGAGUCAGAGAGAGAGAGGGAGCGAGGUGGUCGAAGUAUUGAAGAAAGGCAGCAUUGCCCAUGAGCUUUGAUGAAUAUUCACUCUCUCUUUCAUCGAAUCUCCUCCAAACGAAGACUGGUUAGACUGCCCUUCUGCUUCUCUCUCACUUCAAUAACUCUAUUUCAAUCCAUUGCCUCCUCUAGAGAGAGAGAAACGACGCACAAGGAGGUGAAUGGUGUUGCUUUGAAGCAACUUCUUGCUAGAAUUGAAGGUGACCCGACUGCUGGUAAGAGAGAGUGCAUUGAUAGUAUUGAAAAGCUUUGCAAAUCGGGCAACUUAGCAGAUGCUUUUUACUUAUUCAGAGAGCUCCGAGAUAGACAGUUAUGCCUAAACUUGGACACCUACAACCUUUUUCUAACUUCAGCAGGGGAAUCAAACCAAUGUGAGCUCUCUUCUCAAAUUUUUAAGGAUUUACUAAUUCGGGGUUCUCCAAAUUCUGCCUCUUAUUUUUCUCUAGCAAAGUCUUUCCUAAAUGUGACUGAUACAGAUUUGUUACUUAAGCUCAGCCGAGAGUUAUCAGAAAUAACAUUUCCAAGAAGUGCGCUUGUAAUGAACCGAAUCAUAUAUGCAUUUGCUGAAACAGGGCAGAACAAGAAGGCCCUUUUGAUUUUUGAAGAUAUGAAAAAUGCGAAAUGCAAACCUGAUCAAAUUACUUAUAACACUGUGAUAGCAAUAUUGGGGAAGAUGGGUAAGAUAGAUGGAAUGCUUCAAGAGUUCUCUUCCAUGAAAGAAUCAGGGCAUCUUCCUGAUAUCAUAACCUAUAACACUUUGAUUAAUAGUUUUCGUCAAAUGGGUAGAUUAGACCUGUGCAUAAAUCUCAUGAGGGAAAUGGUCAGGAAUGGGAUUGAACCUGAUCUGAGGUCAUACACUGCAAUGAUUGAUUGUCUAGGUCGUGUGGGGCAAGUUGAUGAAGCACUAGAGCUCUUCAGUGAGAUGACGAACAAGCGGCAAAAGCCCUCUGUGUAUAUAUACCGGUCCUUGAUAAGUAAUCUUAAGAAAGCUGGAAAAUGGGAACUGGCAAAGAGAUUAUCCGAAGAGCACAGAUCAUGUAGUGCCAAUCUCAUUGGCCCAAGUGACUUCAAGAGAAAAAAGAGGUAAUUUGUUGUAAUUUUACAUUGGUCCUCAUUUAUUGUAAGACUGAAUUACCCCAAGUUUGUUCAGCUUCGAAAAUAGGUUCAGAAUCUUUUCCAAUUGGAUUGGUAUUUUGUUUAUGGGGAUUUCUCCCUUUUUAUAUCUAACUCAAUGGUCCUUGUAAGCCAUUAGAAAAGUAAAUGGAUCAAAUCAACAACUGAUAAAU
Molecule: messenger RNA, 1422 nt
Organism: Amborella trichopoda
Lineage: Eukaryota; Viridiplantae; Streptophyta; Magnoliopsida; Amborellales; Amborellaceae
Product: Tetratricopeptide repeat (TPR)-like superfamily protein
Molecular function (GO): protein binding
Source: RefSeq, a predicted model, not a curated record